Molecule: messenger RNA, 2601 nt
Organism: Wyeomyia smithii (pitcher-plant mosquito)
Lineage: Eukaryota; Metazoa; Arthropoda; Insecta; Diptera; Culicidae
Gene: vib
Product: phosphatidylinositol transfer protein alpha isoform
Exons: 8
Coding region: 633-1451 (272 amino acids)
Biological process (GO): phospholipid transport
Cellular component (GO): cytoplasm
Molecular function (GO): phosphatidylcholine intramembrane carrier activity; phosphatidylinositol binding; phosphatidylcholine binding
Source: RefSeq, a predicted model, not a curated record
GUCUAGAAGUUCUGCUGCAUGCACGUCGUGUGGAAGUGGAGCUAAUCAUUUAGUUCUUUGAGUGAUUCGCUUCAGUCGAGUUUCAGUCAGGUUGAUCGGUGUGUAGUUGUAUGAUCUCCCAAGCGGAUUGUACAGGUGUAGAGGACAUAAUUCUCACGACCCUCCAAAAGUUCAAUUUCCGCGCGGACCUUUCCCUUAAAUAACCUAUUAGUUCCGAGUUAUUCGAGUGCUGGCUGCGGCGAAAAAUUGGCGGUGACGAACGUGAAUCGGUACGAAGAAAAAGCUGCGGUUGAGGGCGGAUUCAUCUCAACUUCAAUUUUCUGUGCCAGUGACCGAAUAGCUUGAUUCUCAAGGUCCAUGUGAAGUUUUUUUUUUGCAUAAUCAACUAAUGAAGCAUACUAAUUGCUGAAGCUGUGUGAUUUUUAGCUAUACUGUAAAAGUGAUAAAAAAGGAAACAUUUUAGUGUAGAACUAGAGUGAGUGCAUUUUUCAGCGGUGUAAACCCUUGUAUAACUUCUCUUGAACCAAUUUUUAGUAGCAAACGUUUAAACAAAAAGUAUUCUUGACAUUAACAAGUUGCGUGACUCAUUAAUACCGCAAGUCAAUUCCGGCUUAACACGUCAAUCGUAAACGAUGCUGAUCAAAGAGUUUCGAGUAACUCUACCACUGACGGUUGAAGAGUAUCAAGUGGCACAGCUCUACUCAGUGGCCGAGGUGUCAAAAAACGAAACCGGUGGUGGCGAGGGAAUAGAAGUGUUAAAGAAUGAACCUUUCACCAACUAUCCACUGCUGGGAGGCAAAUAUUCGUCCGGUCAGUACACCUACAAAAUCUAUCAUCUGGCAUCGAAAGUACCAGCAUUUAUCAGACUACUAGCGCCUAAAGGUUCGUUGGAGGUGCACGAGGAAGCAUGGAAUGCAUAUCCCUACUGCCGGACAGUAAUAACCAACCCGAAAUGGAUGAAGGAGAAAAUGAUGUUGAUGGUGGAAACGUUACAUGCCGAGGGAGAUGGAGAAAUGGAAAACGCUCAUGAGCUACCAUCAGAGAAGCUGAAACUGCGCGAAGUUGUGCAUAUUGAUAUUGCUAAUGACCCAGUAACCGCUGCCGACUACAGGGAAAGCGAGGACCCUACCAAAUUUAAAUCCCAGAAAACCGGACGAGGGCCGCUGGUCGGUCCAGAUUGGAAGAAAAAGGUAGAGCCGGUUAUGACCUGCUAUAAGCUGGUCACCUGCGAAUUCAAAUGGUUUGGGCUCCAGUCUAGAAUAGAAAGCUUUAUCCAGAAAUCGGAGCGAAGACUGUUUACGAUUUUCCACCGACAAGUGUUUUGCUGGAUGGACAGCUGGCACGGUCUAACAAUGGAGGAUAUCCGUGAGUUGGAAGAUAAAACCAAAGAAGAGCUGGACAAGCAGCGUCAUGUUGGUGAAGUGCGCGGAAUGCGUGCUGAAACAGAUUAGGCCGCGUAAAUGAGCGCCGAUUAUUUGGUAUUUUGGGACAACAAGACAACACAACACACCAUCCUGGCGGUUUAUUACGGCAUAUGGGAGCAUAAACACUGGAUGAGAGGUAUAGACAUUUAUAUUAAUUGUAAAUUUACCGAGCGAUUUAAUGAGGAAAAAACAACAGUUAUUAAACACAAACAUAAACAGGAAAACAGCUAUACAUAUUCAGAACGAACCGCUACCAAUAAUGUAAGACACACCCAAAUCUAGUGACACAAUUACACAUACAGAUACACCGAAACACCUGUAUUAGAUACCAUUUAGUAAGUCGUCAGUAAAUUGAAGGUUAAUAAAAAAACGGUUAUGUUUGAAAAGAAAACGUACAGUAACAGCAAAUCUAGCACGUAGCGUUUAGAAAAAAAAUGAAUGCAACAUGUUAGGCGUUAGUAUUCUGAAUGGUAAAACAGUAACUGCAAAUAGGAUACGUCAAUCAGCUAAUUACCUAUUUAUGAUGAGAGACAGAGCACUACAUUUUAAGUUGAAUGAGAAUAAUCAUGGUCCAAGGGUCCAUGCUGGAUUUAGUCAAAUUUGUUUUAAACAUGCUAAUACUAAUUUAAUUCAAUCGCGCUAAUGAUAAUGCCCAACGCGUUUUUAUUUUGAUAUUCAGUAGAUGCCCGUUGAACAGACCCUUGCACUAAUUUGAAUUGUGUUUAGUUUCGCUAUGAUUUGUUUUAAAGGCAAUGUAAUAUUUAAAAAAAGCAUAACAACAAUAGUCGUUCGGCAGCACAUCGUGCUCAAAUGCGUGCGCGAGAAAAUAAAAAACAAGGUUUAAACGAGUGUGCGAGCUAUUUUAGUCCAAUCGAUGAUAUUUCAUCGAUCAAGAUGCGUAUGUAGACUCAGUUGUAGUAGGCAAAGUUAACUGAAGCAAAAACAAAGCAAAUCAAUUCUUUCCAUUAAAAUUAAUGCGAUUUAGUGAAGUACAGAAAACUAGACAGCGACAAGCGAUCAAUGGGGAUCCCAGUUGAUCUCGGAAUGUACAAUAAAUCCCCUCUUUUCCGGUAUACUAAUAGACGAAAACUGAAGACAAAACAUGCUAUCCAAAAAAUAAGUUGUUCCGAUAACCUUGGUAAGUGUUAUAUGAAAUUAAAAAUGGAGUUCGAGGAAA